AUGGGUUACCUGAGUCUGCCUUAUAGUCAGGAGCCUGUGGUGUUUCCAGCCGUCGUUCGUGUAUCUGAGGUCAGGGUAUCUCAUGAAGGUCAUCCGGCUAUCUCUCGACGGAAACGGAACAUCCUUUUCCCAAAUGGAGUGAAACUUUGUGCACAGGAGACCGCCCAGCAGGUUGUUGCAAACCAUCUGAGCUACUUCCAUCUCAGAGUGUGCCAAGAGACCAUAUGGGAGGCAUUCAAGAUCUUCUGGGACCGCUUGCCAGAGCAAGAAGAGUACCAAAGCUGGAUGAACCAGUGCCAGGAGGGGACAGUCACGGCACAAGAUAUUGGCAGCUACUUUAGCCAAUCAGAGGAGCAUCAGGCUCUGGUUCAAAAGUCCCUUUUUCCCCCACAUGAACUCAACCCCCUAGAAGACAUAGCUAAAGAAGAAAAGGAAGAGGAGGAAGCAGCUGCCAUCAUCCCAGAGGUGGAGGAGAGUCUAUUGGACAAUGACAUUGCCGUGCAGCCUCCCACGCCCACUGUGCUGGAGCAGGUGGUGGAGCUGAGCAUCCUCCUGACUGGAGAGAUGUACAGUGACAACCUGGGCGAUCCAGCCAGCCUCCAUUACCAAACCCUCAGCAGACAGCUUGCUGAAAAGAUAGAGGAUGCUCUGGAGGGGCUUCCUGGAUUUAAGAGUGUGUCUGUGUUGGACUUCAGACCCCAGAAGGACACCCAAGGUGUGGUCACUCACCUGUUAAAAGACAUAGCUAAAGAAGAAAAGGAAGAGGAGGAAGCAGCUGCCAUCAUCCCAGAGGUGGAGGAGAGUCUAUUGGACAAUGACAUUGCCGUGCAGCCUCCCACGCCCACUGUGCUGGAGCAGGUGGUGGAGCUGAGCAUCCUCCUGACUGGAGAGAUGUACAGUGACAACCUGGGCGAUCCAGCCAGCCUCCAUUACCAAACCCUCAGCAGACAGCUUGCUGAAAAGGUCCAGGAUGCUCUGGAGGGGCUUCCUGGAUUUAAGAGUGUGUCUGUGUUGGACUUCAGACCCCAGAAGGACACCCAAGGUCUGGGUGGCGUGGUGGUGGACUAUGCUGUCACAGUGCUGGUGGAUGGAACAGGGGUGAGCAAUGAACAGCUGGACUAUCUGACCCUGCAGUCAAACCUGGUGGAAAACUCAUACCGUGAGGUCAUGGAGCGCCCUACAUUGGUCUACACCAUCAGUGAGGUCAAAAACUUAAUCACUGAAGCCCUGCAUAAUGACGAGAGGGAGAGUGUGUCUGAGGUCCCCGAGUUUGUCAAUGCUGCAGAAGAAGCGGCGGUGAGUAACAAGUUACCUCCACAAAUUAAGGCUGCCGAAGAGCCACCAGAGGUCAUGAUCUUAGAAGGGGACACUGAAGAUGUCAACAUAGAUGACGUCCUUCCCGAGCCCUCUGAAACCAACACAGUGCCGACAGAAGAACAUGACGUCAUUGUUCUGGAGGACAGUGCAGUUAUGUCUCCUGCUCCUGUCCUGACGACUAGUGCACCCGAAGCUGGCAGCAUUGAGGAGGAGGGUCUGUUGCUGGAGGACACUGUACAGACUCUUGCUACAGACCCCCCCCUACCAGAGGAGCUCCCAGCUGAGCUUACCUCCCCUGAGCUGCCAGAUGAUGCCACACUGCCUGAACCACCUGUGGAGGUCGAGGCCUCUGGUUCAGGCACAGACGACCUGGGGGUCGUGCUCGAACCACCUACACCCGCAGCAGCAGAAGAAGAAGAAGUGUCUCUUGAGGAGACUGGUUCAGAAGAUGGGCUGAUAAUAACAGAUGUCACCAUACAUGCCAAUUCCAUCCCUGAACCUGAAACACAGGAAGUUGAGGCUGCUGCAGUGGAAGAAGAACCUACCACUGCAACUCUGGAAGAGGAACAUCUGGAUGAGGUUGUUGUAGAUGAAGUACAGAUUCAAGAGGAGCUCGAGAUCUCCACAAUCGCAACUGAGACCACAGAAGAAAAAGGCCUACCUGCCCCAGUCCCACCUCCUGAUGCUGUAGAUAUAGCGAGUGAGGUAUCAGAGCCAGAGGCAGCAGAAACGGUUCCUGUUGGUGAAGAGCUGGUGGAGGGCGCAGAAGAAGAGUCCAACCUUACAGGUGUUCCAUCUGCAGAUAAGGAAGUUAACCCCGAACAGCCUGCAGAAGACGGAGACAUUAACGUGGUGUUGACCUAUCCAGAGGAACCUAUAUUUGAAGAGGGUGGCAUGGAGGAAGUAACAGAGAGUGAGGGACUAGAGGUAAAGGAAAGUCCACCAGAAAUCCCAGCAGUGGAGGAAGAGGCCCCAGAUGCUCCAGAGAUUUCUACAGAGGAUCUUACAGAGGAUGAGAUCUUACUGGUCAACAACGACGGGGAACCAGAGCCUCCAGCGACAGAUUUCCUGACCCCUGCCCAACCGACCGCCCUCUCUCCAGAGAGGGAGUCGCCUUUCACCCGCAUCUCUGAUGCUGACCCUGUCUCUGAAGGGCAACCUGACAUCAUCAUCCCUUCAGUGGUGGAGAUCCAGACCCCUAACGAAGGCCUGGAUGAUGCCACCAUUGGGGACCAGGACUAUGACGUGAUUCAUUAUAGUUAUGAUUUGAUUAACCACACAGAGGACGGCAGCACUAGCUUUCCAUUUGUUGUGACACACGGCACAGACCAAGCCAGUAUCGCCAUGCCUGUGAACCCUGGACGAGCACUGAUGGUGUUCUUCAGCCUGAGGGUGACCAACAUGAUCUUCUCCGAUGACCUCUUUAACAAGAGCUCCCCAGAAUACAAAGCUUUGGAGCAACGCUUCAUAGAACUGCUUGUGCCCUACCUGCAGUCCAACCUUACCAACUUUGAGAACCUGGAGAUCCUGAACUUCAGGAACGGGAGCAUUGUGGUCAACAGCCGGAUGAAAUUUGGCAAGCCUGUGCCGCAAAGCGUCACCACCACUGUCUAUCUGAUCCUGGAGGACUUCUGUAACACAGCUUACCAGACCAUGAACCUGGCCAUCGAUAAGUACUCACUGGACGUUGAGUCGGGGGACAAGGCAGACCCCUGUAAGUUCCAGGCCUGUAACGAGUAUGCAGAGUGUAAAGUGAACAAGUGGUCAGGGGAGGCGGAGUGUGUCUGUAAUGCUGGCUACUUCAGUGUGGACAGCCUGCCUUGUCAGAGUAUCUGUGACCUGCAGACCGACUUUUGCCUCAAUGACGGAAAAUGUGACAUCAUCCCUGGCCAGGGAGCCAUCUGCAGGUGCCGCGUUGGGGAGAACUGGUGGUACAGAGGAGAGCACUGUGAGGAGUAUGUAUCGGAGCCACUGGUGGUCGGCAUUGCGAUUGCCUCCGUGGCUGGAUUCCUGUUGGUGGCCUCCGGAGUCAUCUUCUUCCUCGCCAGGACGUUACGGGAUCAGUAUGACAAGGAUGAGUCCGAGGACCCCAUACGGCGAGCAGAGAGUCUCCCAUCUCUGGAGAGGGCAACCAAGUACAACCCCAUGUAUGAGAGCGAGGCCACCACAGGUUACAGCCACUACUACCGCCGCUAUCCGGAAGCUCCUGUGUACAGCAGUGCUGAGGCCUCCACUGACUUCAGCAGCGAGGAGAUACGACACAUCUAUGAGAACAGUGAACUGACCAAGGAGGAAAUCCAAGACAGGAUACGCAUUAUUGAGCUCUACGCUAAGGACCGGCAGUUUGCAGAUUUUGUACGGCAGCAUCAAGCCGUCUUGGAUACCCGCAUAGAGAGCUCCUCUACCCAGGCAUGAAUCUCUCCGGUGAACAAGAAACCUCUGCGUUAGAAAAGCGAAGCUCCCUGACAAGACGCUCCACUUGCUCACCACAGUGUUUAGAAUCUGGGCUGUUUAAGACGGACAGCCAUUCAGCAUGCUGCUCUUUACUUCACCUACCAACGGCCCCUCUCUGUGUUUGCUUAAGUCCCUGCCUGUGUGGGCAGAGGUUUUGACUGUUCGUCCCCCUUCCUUGGUGCCUUCUCUUGACUGGGUGAGCUGGCUGUGACAUCAAGGGACAUGCUUGCUGCUCAUCUACUGGACGUCUUCCUUUGGGGAAAACUGGACUGCAUCCUCUUACUUGAAAUGUUAUCAGACUCAGCCCAAUCCUCUCUGCAGUAGUACUUUUGGUUAGUGUUAUAAUCGGUUUUGUUUAAUCAUGUCAUACUAUCUGUCCAUUCAUAAAGUGAAGAACU
Micropterus dolomieu (smallmouth bass) is the source of this 4169-nucleotide messenger RNA. It is a transcript of the gene impg2a, whose product is annotated as interphotoreceptor matrix proteoglycan 2a. Gene Ontology annotation, molecular function: hyaluronic acid binding; heparin binding. The transcript is spliced from 23 exons. The record is from RefSeq and is a predicted model, not a curated record. Lineage: Eukaryota; Metazoa; Chordata; Actinopteri; Centrarchiformes; Centrarchidae. Gene Ontology annotation, biological process: visual perception. Bases 1 to 3732 code for a protein of 1243 amino acids.